This is a messenger RNA of Thamnophis elegans (Western terrestrial garter snake), 2121 nucleotides long. Its product is annotated as alcohol dehydrogenase 1B-like. Gene Ontology annotation, cellular component: cytosol. NCBI's taxonomy places the organism in Eukaryota, Metazoa, Chordata, Lepidosauria, Squamata, Natricidae. Gene Ontology annotation, biological process: retinol metabolic process; retinoic acid metabolic process. Gene Ontology annotation, molecular function: all-trans-retinol dehydrogenase (NAD+) activity; zinc ion binding. The coding region runs from base 166 to 1311 and encodes 381 amino acids. The transcript is spliced from 9 exons. The record is from RefSeq and is a predicted model, not a curated record.
UUAAACCAGAGUGAAAACAAAAGGAAACACUGUAGUAAUAUGAACAAUGCAUUAAAGGUUCUUCCCUCUGUUGUCUCGGUCAUCCAGCAAAUCUUUUGUUGUCUAUAGAAUAUCGAAGAACAAAAAAGCUAAUUAAAAUUCAAACAUUUCUGCCACUUUCACAAGAUGAGUCAACAUGCAAAAAAAGCCAUUCCCCAUCACCUGAAGGUAAUCAAAUGCAAGGCAGCAAUACUCUGGAAACCUAAAGAACCAUUUAGUAUUGUGGAAAUAGAAGUGGCUCCACCAAAAGCAUAUGAAGUUCGCAUCAAGAUUUUGGCCAGUGGAAUCUGUGGCUCAGAUUCCCACGUUGUAAGGGGUGCAGUAAAGACCAAGUUACCUAUUAUUCUUGGACAUGAAGCAGUUGGCGUGGUUGAGAGUGUGGGGGAAGGUAUUACCAGUAUGAAACCAGGAGACCAAGUCAUUCCGAUUUUUCUCCCCCAAUGUGGCAAAUGCAGUACUUGUAUGCAUCCUACAGGCAACUUGUGCAAGAAGGAUCAAGACCCUGGAUUCAUGGAGGAUGGCACCAGUAGAUUCACUCACAAAGGAAUACCACUGCACAACUUUGUUGGUACCAGCACUUUUACUGAAUAUACUGUAGUGCACGAGGAUUCAGUUGUCAAAAUCGAUGCUGCAGCACCUCCUGAAAAAGUGUGUCUUAUUAGCUGUGGGUUUUCCACUGGCUAUGGUGCUGCCAUAAAUGCUGCAAAGGUGCGGCCUGGUUCUACCUGUGCCGUUUUUGGACUCGGAGGAGUUGGUCUCUCAGCAGUCAUGGGCUGCAAGGAAGCUGGAGCUUCCCGAAUCAUUGGAAUCGAUAUCAACAAGGACAAAUUCCCUAAGGCUAAAGAAAUUGGUGUCACGGACUGUGUCAAUCCCAAGGAUUACCAGAAACCCAUCAAUGAAGUGAUCUUUGACUUGACUGGCGGUGACGGUGUAGAAUAUUCCUUUGAAGCCAUUGGAAAACCUGAAACCAUGCUGGCUGCCUUGAAUUCCUGCCAAAUAAAUUAUGGAAAAUGCAUCAUUGUGGGAGUACCGCCUACGGAUUCUAUGAUUACCUUUUCUCCAGGACUUCUCUUCACAGGCCGCACUUGGAAAGGAACUCUAUUUGGAGACUGGAAAAGUAAAGAUACAGUUCCUAAGUUGGUUUCGGAUUUCAUGAACAAAAGGUUUAGCCUAGAUCCAUUAAUUACUCACACUUUACCGUUUGAUAAAAUCAAUGAAGGUUUUGAUUUGCUUCACUCAGGAAAAUGCAUCCGUUGCAUCCUGACGUUUUAAAGCCCCUGGUUCGGAAGAAAAAUAGAAAACCAUCAUUUUUGUCUUGUCUCUGAAAUCCACCAGAAAUGCAUUGGGCAGCAUAUAUACUUCAAUAAGCCAGUCAACAGAAAGAGAAUUAUUUAUUUUCUUUCUAUCUCCCCGAUCUGGUUCAUCUGUUAUUAUUACCGCUGAAUUUACCCACAAGGAAGACAACCCUGAAAUUAAAGCAGUCCCACAGGAAAACAAAGAUUAGGCAAAAUAUAGUUAUAAACAUGCUUAACAUUCCUGUGUUUUGUACACUUUCCCUAUUUCAUCAUCUCUCACCUUCCCACCCACCCCUCUAUCAUUUUUGGUUAACUAUGUGCCCCUAAAGGACAGGGGAUUUAUAAAAUUGUGUGCAUGUGUGCUAACAAUCUUUUUCUCACAAAUUAUUUUCACAACAUAGAGAAAUAGAUAAAUGCAAGGCCAAUGCACAAGAUUCGGUGGCUUAUGGGUAGGGAACUAGGUGUAGCCUGUGCGUUGUUAAAGUUGUAACUCAUCCUCAUUCUCCCUAAACUGGGGUAAAAACUAGGAAGAAGAUUAUCAGAGUAUUACGCUUUAUUUUUCAGUCGGUUUGCAAGGAUGAAAUAAGUUCAGAAAGAUGUUUUGUUGGGCUUCAUGUCCAAGGAAAACCCUGCACAUUUACACUUCAGUAAGUCUCAUUAAUAGGUCCCAUUUAAAUAUACUCAAGGCUUCUAGUUAUAUUGUCUACCUGAUAACUCAAUGACCUCACGUUUCCUUCCUAUCCCUUCCAUUUACAGAUAAAUGUGUUUGGGGAAAUACUCAUCAUCU